UGGAUCCAUCCAAGCCCAGACCACGUCUUCCACAACUGCAACAAACUUGCCGCAGAUUAAGGUCGUGUGCAGCUUCAGUUAAAACAUACUAUACAUAUAUAACAUCCUGUAGAUGGGUGAAUCUGUCUCGACAAAUUGAAGUCGACGACGUUCUCCGUGAUCUUCAUCAUCGUCCAUCACUGACUGGCCCGGGAUCUUCAUCAUCGUUCUUCACUGACUGACCCGGGCGCGGCAUGCAGCUCCAGGAAGAAUUCGAUACCUACGAUGGCUGCGACGCUCUCCUAUCUGUGAAGUACAAGUGCCUUACAGAAAGAUCCAAAGUUAUUGAGAUUGUAGGGGCGAAGGAUAUCGUAUUUGCUCUUUCUCGAUCUGGGCUUUGCGCUGCUUUUGACCGAGUGACAAAUAAGCGCAUAGCCUUCUUGAAUUUAAGCCCAGAUGAAGUUAUUCGGAGCAUGUUUUACAACAAGUACAAUGAUUCGCUUAUCACUAUCUCCAUUUAUCCAUCUGACAAUUAUGGAUCGUUGAACUGCAGAACAACCCCGCUUGAGUAUGUUAGAAGGAAUGAGUUAGAUGCUGGAUUUCCUAUUUUUGAAUCCGAAUCUCUGAAGUGGCCAGGAUUUGUGGAGUUUGAUAGUGUGAAUGGAAAAGUACUCAUAUAUGCACCACAGCAAGGUAUCUAUAAGGUCUUUGACUUGGCGAACUACUCCUUUCUAUAUUCGAUACAACAUGAGAAUGUGCAGGAUAUAAAGAUCAGUCAGGGAUUCAUGCUCGUGGUAUAUAAUAGAACGCCGAGUUAUGUUUCGUUGAAGAUGUUAUCCAUUGUAGAUGGAAAGCCAAUUAAAUCUUUUAAGCACUUGUUGCACCCCAACAAGAAAGUUGAUUUCAUUGAACAUUUCAACAAGAAGCUCCUGGUCAAGCAAGAGGGCGAGAACAUUCAGAUACUUGAUGUGUGGAAUUCUGAGCUAAUAGAAAUCAGUGCCACCAAGUUUGUGAACCCUCAAGCAUUGGCUGUUCUGUAUGAGAGGAAUCUCUUCUUGAUAUUCCGGAAUAGAACGGCAGCUGUAUGGAACUUCCAGGGGGAGCUUGUGACUUCUUUUGAAGACCAUUUGCUUUGGCAUGACAACGUUUGUAGCACAAACGCAAUUUAUAUUACUAAGGACGAGGGCCGGAUUAUCUCGUACUGCAAAUCUGAGGCAGUUGAGGAUGAUGGUACAGUUACUCCAAUUGGGUCCAUCAACAUGAGCGACAUUGUGACGGGCAAGUGCAUUGCGAAGAUUGCUGCCAACAACCCUACCAUCAGUGUCGCCCCUCGCAGAAAUGGUUGCAAUAACCGGUCCUCGGUCGGCUGCACCCCUCCAGAAGCCCUGAAGGACGUUACAGCAGUGUUCUACGACGAGGACAGGAAUGAGAUAUACACCGGCAACAAACACGGUCUGCUGCAUGUGUGGUCCAAUUCAUCCGGGUUUAUUUUCGGGAAACUGUGAUUGUGCAGUCUUCUGUAUUUCCUUGCUACGCACCAUGCUAGUAACAUAGAAUUUAGUCUCCAUGUCAAACUUGGAUGGAUAUUUGAAAUGAUCCGCCGAAUACUGUUCUGUUCUUUCAACAGCGCUGUCAUCAGAAUUUUCAGUUUUCAGAAAACUCUAGUUCUUUUUCUGUAAGUACCUGAAUCAAAUGAUAUGCAAACAAUUUUUGAUAAUUUUGCUGAA
Molecule: messenger RNA, 1706 nt
Organism: Panicum virgatum (switchgrass)
Lineage: Eukaryota; Viridiplantae; Streptophyta; Magnoliopsida; Poales; Poaceae
Exons: 8
Coding region: 234-1484 (416 amino acids)
Molecular function (GO): protein binding
Source: RefSeq, a predicted model, not a curated record